GCUCAUGGAGCCCUUAGGGUCUUCCCCCUCUGAAGCCACAGAGCCUGGAGGAGCUGCCCGCUUGGUCGCUGGUACCCACGAGUGUGUCCCUCAGGGGCUUAGCUCUGAGGAUCCAAGUCAGCUCAGCUAUGAGGGGAUCAUGUGGCUACGCCUUUGUCCACUCUCGCUGCCCCUGAGCCCCGAGCCCACAGCUGGCCGGAGCCUGUGCCUUCUUCUCUGGAUCCUCAGCUUGUUGCUGAGGGCCAGUGCCCAGGCCCCAGCACCCACAGUCAAUACCCACUUUGGGAAGCUGAGGGGUUCCCGGGUGCCACUGCCCAGUGAGAUCCUGGGACCUGUUGACCAGUACCUGGGGGUGCCCUAUGCAGCACCCCCGAUUGGUGAGAAGCGCUUCCUGCCCCCUGAGCCACCCCCAUCUUGGUCAGGCAUCCGGAAUGCCACGCACUUUCCCCCAGUGUGCCCUCAGAACAUUCACACAGCUGUGCCUGAGGUUAUGUUGCCUGUAUGGUUCACUGCCAACCUCGACAUUGUGGCCACCUACAUCCAGGAGCCCAACGAGGAUUGCCUGUAUCUGAACAUCUAUGUGCCCACAGAGGAU
Messenger RNA from Gracilinanus agilis (Agile Gracile Mouse Opossum), 595 nucleotides. Its product is annotated as neuroligin-3-like. Gene Ontology annotation, biological process: postsynaptic membrane assembly; modulation of chemical synaptic transmission; synaptic vesicle endocytosis. Gene Ontology annotation, molecular function: neurexin family protein binding; signaling receptor activity. Gene Ontology annotation, cellular component: postsynaptic specialization membrane; synapse; cell surface. The transcript has 2 exons. The record is from RefSeq and is a predicted model, not a curated record. Lineage: Eukaryota; Metazoa; Chordata; Mammalia; Didelphimorphia; Didelphidae. The annotation marks the transcript as partial.